Molecule: messenger RNA, 2133 nt
Organism: Teleopsis dalmanni
Lineage: Eukaryota; Metazoa; Arthropoda; Insecta; Diptera; Diopsidae
Product: glucose dehydrogenase [FAD, quinone]-like
Exons: 5
Coding region: 1-2133 (710 amino acids)
Molecular function (GO): flavin adenine dinucleotide binding; oxidoreductase activity, acting on CH-OH group of donors
Source: RefSeq, a predicted model, not a curated record
AUGGGACAAGAGAUAUCACAACAAAAUAAAUGCAACACGGGAAGACGGCAGCAACAGCAACAACAAACACAAAUACACAACAAUUUAAGGCAUCAAAAUUUUCCUUCUAACGAUAAAUACACUAAAUAUAAGGACCCCAUCUAUACUUCAUCAAGCAUUUCGACAGCUUCAUCCACUGACGACGAACACUUUAAACAACGUCAAAAGUACAAUUUACCCAAUCAAACCUAUGAGAAAUCUAAAGUAGCCAAAAAAUUAAGUUACAACAGCACAACUACAGCUUCCACAACAUCCGAUUAUCAGAUCACAUCCCUGCAUCGCAAAAGCUCAAUUAGUACGGAUAGCGGAAUUUAUUACUCCUCAUCCUGUCAUUGUUCUUCUGUCUCAUCAGGUGCAUCUAGCUCUUCAGCCAGUUCUACAAGCGGUUGUUCAAUAUCUUUAGUAUCGAGUAAAUCGAAUAAAUCUUUGGAUAAACAAAAAAAUUAUCUCAAUCAUCAUUUGUAUAUUAAAUCUUAUUUAGACAUAUUGGAGGAGGACGAAAAAGCACGGGCACACUAUAAACCAGGCAAACCGGGUGGAAUACGGAACUAUACGCCUAAAAUAUUAUCAGACGCAGCAUUAUCUGUGAGUGCACCAGCCGUGGGUUUCGCUGCCAAACAACGUGCAAAAGUCAAGGAAGAACCUGUCGAUCCAGAAAGCAAAGUGCAAGAGCCACAAACAGUCAGACGUCAAUAUGAUUUCAUAGUGAUAGGCGGUGGCUCCGCAGGUGCAGUGGUAGCCAAUCGCUUAUCAGAAGUACGUAACUGGACUGUACUUCUACUUGAGGCUGGAGGAGAUGAAACUGAAAUUUCUGAUGUACCUGCACUAGCAGGCUAUUUACAAUUAACUGAUUUAGACUGGAAAUAUCAAACAACCCCUUCACCCACACGUCAAUAUUGUCAGGCCAUGAAAGGUGAUCGUUGUUUUUGGCCACGCGGUAAAGUUUUAGGUGGGUCUAGUGUUUUGAAUGCUAUGGUUUAUGUGCGUGGUUCUAAGAAUGAUUACAAUCACUGGGAAUCACUUGGUAAUACCGGAUGGGGCUAUGAAGACGUUUUAAAAUAUUUUCUAAAAUCCGAAGAUGUUCGUAAUCCUUACCUGGCAACCACCCCCUACCACGAAACUGGUGGUUAUUUAACUGUACAAGAGUCUCCAUGGCGUACUCCAUUGUCUGUUGCAUUCCUACAGGCAGGCAUGGAAAUGGGCUACGAGAACCGUGAUAUCAAUGGUGAGAAGCAAACAGGAUUUAUGCUUACACAAAGCACAAUUCGUAGAGGCGCGAGGUGUAGCACAGGCAAAGCUUUUAUUAGACCCGUACGUUUGCGUAAAAACUUAGAUGUACUUCUACACUCACAAGCAACCAAGAUACUUAUUGAUAAAAAUAAACGCGCUAUAGGUGUAGAGUUUUUAAAAGGUGGACGCAAAAAUAUCGCUUUUGUACGUCGAGAAGUGAUCUCAGCAGCUGGUUCACUGAACACACCGCAACUUCUCAUGUUGUCCGGCAUUGGUCCAGCAGAACAUUUACAGGAGUUUGAUAUACCAGUGAUAUCGGAUUUACCUGUUGGCAAUAAUUUACAAGAUCAUGUUGGUUUAGGUGGUUUGACAUUUGUUGUUGAUGCACCGUUGACAGUUACACGAAAUCGAUUUCAAACUAUACCAGUAACAAUGGAAUACAUUUUAAGAGAACGUGGACCAAUGACAUUUUCUGGUGUGGAGGCAGUAGCAUUUUUAAAUAGUAAAUAUCAGGAUCCAGCUGUAGAUUGGCCAGAUAUACAAUUUCAUUUUUGUCCGAGUUCAAUUAAUUCCGAUGGAGGUGAACAAAUACGUAAAAUUCUAAAUUUACGCGACGGUUUUUAUAACACCGUGUAUAAGCCCAUACAAAAUUCUGAAACUUGGUCUAUUUUGCCGCUCUUGCUACGUCCGAAAAGUACCGGUUGGGUGCGACUGAAUUCACGAAAUCCCCAACAUCAACCUAAAAUUAUACCUAACUACUUUGCACAUCAAGAAGAUAUUGAUGUGCUUGUGGAAGGCAUUAAAUUAGCUAUUAACGUUUCUAAUACUCAAGCUUUUCAACGUUUCGGUUCCUUUUUUGGUUAA